Rotaria socialis is the source of this 357-nucleotide messenger RNA. Lineage: Eukaryota; Metazoa; Rotifera; Eurotatoria; Philodinida; Philodinidae. The record is from the annotation of a GenBank genome assembly.
AUGCAAAACGUUAAAGAUGCAGCUCAUGCUAUUGCAGAAAAAGUAAAAGAAGUAACAAGUACUGUUUCAUCCGAAGUAGCUAAGGUAGUAACUAAAAGUGACAAUUCUACACCAACUACCCCCACCAAUCAAGGUCCUGAUGUUGUUACAGAUAAAACUCAUGAAAAAGGUUUGAACGACACUGUUGAAGAACGAGGUGUUAUGGGUCAUAUUGGUGAUAAACUCUCGAAUGCAUAUCAUUAUGUUGCUGAGAAAGUUCAAGAAGCAGCAAGUGUUGUAUCAUAUGAUGGUAAUAAAGAAAAAGUCAAAGAUCUCAAUACUACAGUUGAUGAUAAGUUUGAACAGAAACCUCAUUAA